AUGGAUAACCCAAAAGCCAUGGAAGAUGCCCAAAAUGCCCUGGGGAUGAUGAUUUACCAAAUAUUAAAUAACCAAGUAAAAAAAACAUGUUUUGAAAAGUGCUUUGGUCAGAAAUUUUCAGAAGAAAUGGGAAAAAAUGAACAAAUCUGUUUAGCAAAGUGCAUGGAUAGAAUGUAUGAAGCACAUACAAUUGUGACGAAAGCAUCAAAUGAGAUUUCUAAGAAUUUAAAUUCCGAUGGUGGAUACUAA
This is a messenger RNA of Plasmodium yoelii, 249 nucleotides long. RefSeq names its product Tim10/DDP family zinc finger protein, putative. NCBI's taxonomy places the organism in Eukaryota, Apicomplexa, Aconoidasida, Haemosporida, Plasmodiidae. Bases 1 to 249 code for a protein of 82 amino acids. The record is from RefSeq and is a predicted model, not a curated record. The transcript has 3 exons.